UCCCUUAUUUGGGAGGUGAAGGGAGCAGGAGCAUUGUUGUGGGAGUGCAGGAUGUCCUGAGGAAGAAGAAGAGAAAGAAGAGGAAGAGGUCAGCGUUCCACUGCAGGGCGAUGGAAUCUCACACACACUGCGAGUCGCAGAGAACCUGAGGAACUUUUAGCUUUACCCUCUUGGCUCGAGAGCCGAACACUCUGUGGUGUGUGUGUGUGUGUGUGUGUGUGUGUGUGUGAGUGAGUCGUCAUGGGGAAGUGAAAAGUGGAAAAGCUGAAGUUGGGGUUUAUUUAUUCCUCUGUGUGAGUCAGGAAGAUCAGACUGGAGCUGGAGGACGUGCCGAGCGUUUCCCCUCGCGCUCCGGAGCUUUCGUUUCUCACAUCACCGCCGCCGCCGCCAUCCUUAUCGCCACCGCCAUCGCUGUCGCCGCCAUCGCUGUCGCCACCAUCGCUACGGAUUUAUAUGUAAUUUAAACUGGUGUGUGAUCUCACACUGCGCAGAGGGGAAGUGGAGCUCGAGGACGACGCCGUGACUGUACCGCUGGAGAAUCUGAACCGCUUCAGUCUGUGUUUCCUGAGGAUCGAGGAGGACUGAAGUUAAAGGAAGUGAGCGCGGAGAGACAGAGCGACGUGUGUCGCGAGAUUUACACGUCCAUCGACACGUUGGCGUUCACCUUCGGCAAUGUAGUGUCUGAUUUCCUUAUGGGAGAUGUGGACAGCGGCUCCGGAGUGGAGCUCUCCCAGACCAGGAGGAGCAGAUCGUUUCAGAACCUGACUGCAGAUUCAGGAGAACACGAAGAGCUGGCAGACUCUGAGCUCUCCCCUGUACAGAGAGUGGACCGGGCCCUGCAGCAGAAUGACAGUGGGGUGGAGUCAGCUCUGCUGUACGCCAAGGCCUGGUCCAAAUACGCCAGAGACGUGAUGAGCUGGGUGGAGAAACGCCUCGGGCUGGAUAUGGAGUGUGCUAAAGGGUUUGCUAGGAUGGCCGAAUCAGCGAAAGCCGUCGCAGCUCAGCAGGACUACAUGCCCUUCAGAGGGGUUUAUGUGUCUGCGUUUGAGAAUGAGCUGGACUACAGUCACUCUCUCCUCCAGACGGCUACGUCUCUCCAAACCAACAAGUUCAUGCAGCCGCUGGUGGCGCGUAAGAACGAGCUGGACAAACUGAGGAAGGAUUUAAAGGAGCAGUGGCACAGGGAGCAGAAGAAAAUGAGUGAAGCUGACAGUGCAGUGCGUAAGGCUCAACUUCUGCAGACCCAGCGCAAGGACGAGUACGAGAAGGCUCGCGGCGCUCACGGCCGAACGGGAGACGAGCACACACACACUCACACACACACGGGAGGGAGGACGCAGGAGAGGAAGAGGAAGGUGGAGGAAGAGGCACUGCAGAAGGCUCAGGAACACUACAGAGUGUGUGUCGCUGACGCAGAAGCCAAAAACCUCAGUCUGACCAAAACCAAGUAUGAGAUCCUGACUCAGCUCCGAGAGAUCAUCUUCCAGUGUGACCUCACCCUCAAAGCUGUGACAGUGAACUGGUUCCAGAUGCUGCACAAUCAGCUGGUGUCGGUUCCGGGUCAGUACCAGACGCUGUGUGAGCAGGUGAAGCAGUACGAGCCCGGUCAGUGUUACUCGGAGUUUGUACACAGUUUACCCAAAGAGCGGGUGUGGCUAGAGGCGCUGUCUCAGGAGCACGCCGGCCCGUCCAGGACAGGCAUGACCUUCCACAAGAGAUCACAGAGCAGCACACACUCGUCUCAGGGGAGCCUGUCUCAGCUCUCUACUGACGACGUCAACAGUCCCCUUCAUAAGCGUCUCAGCAAGAUGGACGAACCUUCGGUCAACAGCAGCACCACCGACCUCCACGCUCUGAAGGGGGGGAUGUGCAGUGACUCAGAGAGUGCAGGAGGAAGCAGUGAGUCUCGGUCUGUGGAUUCUCCCACUGCCAGUCCAGGGGAUUUUAAGCGCAGGCUUCCCAGAACUCCGUCCACAGGCACCAUGUCAUCUGCUGAUGAUUUGGAUGAAAGAGAACCUCCUUCACCCUCAGACAACGGUCUGAUUGAGAUGGUGCCAGAGACGACGAAUUCUCCCGGUCCGUUCAGAAACACUCAGAUGUCCAAAGCGGCUCACACACACAAGCUGAGGAAACUGCGCGCUCCGUCUAAAUGCAGGGAGUGUGACAGCCUGGUGGUGUUCCACGGAGCUGAGUGUGAGGAGUGUUCCUUAGCGUGCCAUAAGAAGUGUCUGGAGACCCUGGCGAUUCAGUGUGGCCAUAAGAAGCUUCAGGGGAGGCUGCACUUAUUCGGCAUCGAUUUCUCUCAGGCAGCCAAGAACAGCGCAGACGGCGUUCCCUUCAUCAUCAGGAAGUGCACUUCAGAGAUCGAGAGCCGCGCCCUUAACAUCAAGGGAAUUUAUCGUUUAAAUGGAGCGAAGUCUCGAGUGGAGAAACUCUGCCAGGCGUUUGAGAACGGAAAGGACCUGGUGGAGCUGUCUGACCUGUACCCACACGACAUCAGCAACGUGCUCAAACUCUACCUGAGACAGCUGCCUGAGCCGUUGAUCCUGUACAGGUAUUAUAAUGAGAUCAUCGGCCUGGGUAAAGAAGCUCAGAGUAUCAGGGCAGGAAACACACACUCGCCCAGCCUCGGCAUCGAGCUCAACCGAGUCGUCUUCAAAAUACGAGACCUGCUGAGACACCUUCCUCCUGCACACUACAGAACCCUGCACUUCCUCAUCACUCACCUGCACAGAGUGUCCGAGCAUGCAGAGGAGAAUAAGAUGGACGCGAGGAACCUGGGCAUCAUCUUCGGGCCGACGCUGAUCAAACCGCGGCAGCUGGACGCGGAUGUGUCUCUGUCCUCCCUGGUGGACUACCCCUACCAGGCCCUGAUGGUGGAGCUGCUCAUUCAACACCACCGCAAGAUCUUUGAUGGGCAGCUAAGCCCCGCCCCCACCACCAACCUGCCACUCAGCCACUGCUCACAGUCUCUUCUGGACCUCAAGGAGAGCUCUAAAUCCCAUAAGAGACUCUCGUCUGUGCUGCCCUCCUCACACUCGGGGGAUGAAGUGAGGGACGUGCAGGCAGCGAGUCGACAUGAGGGGAGACAGGACACAGCCGCUGACAGUCCAGAUGGUGUUAAUGGUGUCGGAUCGCCGUUAACUGUCACUCGCCCCAGUAGCACUUCAAAUGCGCCGCAGGUGAAGCUCCGCCCCCCACGGACCCACUACCUGUCCCGCCCCGUGAGUUUACCCAUAGACCGCCUGCUGACCGAACGCACCACGGCCGAGCGUGAGAACGUGGGCGGGGCCAUCGCGGAGAGUCCGGAGGCGGAGAAAGCCGAGAGCCGUCCCUACCGCAGCCCGUUUGUCCACACGCACACGCUGAGACGCACCUGGGACAAGCAGUACCGCCAUUACGACGUCACGCCUCGCACUGCCAUGAUUGUCGCCAACCUCCCUUCCUCGGGUGCAGUGGGUGGAGCCAAAACGGACACAGCCAAACCCGACGGGUCCAAAACGCCCCCCAUCGAACCCCCCCCGAGCGGCGUUUCCUCUCAGCACGUUUCCUACGCCGCUGCCGUGCGUCCCUUUCGGACUUUGAGACGAGACAGCGGAACGGGCGAUAAGGACGUCCCGAUCGCGUUCAGAGCGCCACGGAUGCUCCAGCCGCCGGCCGGAACGUUCUACAGGCCGCCGCACGUCCACGUGAGAACGCCAGACACGGAGAAGAACGUUAACGUUUCCCCGACCACCACCGUGACGACGCUGUCCGUCACUCUAGCGGCACCGCUAGCCACGUUAAACGUGUGUCCAACCUCGGCUGCGCUGUCGGUCACGCCCACAUCGACACCAACAGGAAGCGACACGCCUGGUAAACAGGAAGUGCCGUCGGAGUCCGAGUCGGACGACGUGAGUGAGAAUAAAACGGCGUAUCAGAGACUGAAGGAGAGCCAGCACUCACACAGAGAGGCACGCUUCGUAUAAACACACACUCCUCACUGUUCACCUGGACACACACACACACACACACUCCUGGUUUUACAGACGUGUAUCUCUGGGAUCAGAUCCGUCGAAUUAGAGAAACUCCAGGUGAGGUUUGUGUGGGGGAGGGGCGCAAAAAACACAAGUUUAACCGUCUAGACCAGGGGUAAAAGGGCGGGGUGGAGACGCAGCACCCCGGGGGGUUUCAGGGCAGUUCACGAAAUUCCAGCAUAGGUACAAACAACACACAGGUAAUGGUCAUGUGACUAAUGAUCCACCCUGGACACGCCCCCUACAAGCACUUUGAAUAAAGAUCAGAACAACCUGUGUGUGUGUGUGUGUGUGUGUGUGUGUGUUAAAAUGAGGUGUGUGUAGUGCACAUGGAAUGUGUGUUUGUGUAAGUUUACAGCGUGCACUGGUUCAUCAAACUUGGUUUAAACUGGUUUAAACUGGACUGCUGAUGUGGCCAUGUGUAAAGCCCUUUUGGGCCACGCCCACUUCAGAUUUAAAUCCAGUACAGAUUGUGUUAUGCUGUUACACAGUGUGUAUACACCGUGCUCCCUCACACACCCAACCCUUUGCUCAGAACAUUCUCCCUCCCUCUCUAACACACACACACACACACUUUAAACCUGUGUCUGAGCCACACCCCCUGAACUCCAGUGUGUGUGUGUGUAUAUGCACUCCAGCUGUGUCCCAAAUGCCUUUACCUGAAUGAGCCUUUACAGGGACACACCUUUCUCUCUCCCUCCCUCCCUCUUUCUCUCUCUCCCCCUUUUUUCACUAAACCUUUUGCCUUUUUUUCAUAAUAUAUGAACUAUUUUUUUUAAUGCAUUUUUUUUGUAAAAUAAGGGACCAUUAAGUCAAGUGUGUGUGUCUCUCUCUCUCCGCCUCUCUCCCUCCCUCACCCUCUACCCCCCCCUCUCUCUCUUUCUCUCUCUUUCACACACACACACAUGCACACACUUGAGUGAACAGUAAGUGUGUGAGUGAUGCUGGUGAGUUGCUCCCUGAUCAGCACCCUGAGAUUUAUUAUUAUUAUUAUUAUUUUAUUUUUUAUAUAAAAUGAGAAAUAUGAUUUAAAAUAUUUUAACUGGAAAUGUUCGUUACAUUCAGAUGUUUGUCUGAGGUGUGUGUGUGUGUGUGUGUGUGUGUGUGUGAGGUGUGUGUGUGUACAGUGAACGCCUGUGUACAGUUGGAGGAAAUGUGUAGUUUUAAUGUUAUGCAGAUUUAUUCCUGAUGCACUUACUGUAUUAUGCCUGAAUGUGUGCAAAUGUAAAAUAUAUAAUUAGUGUAUUUGCAUAAAGUCACAUGUGAGUUUAUUAUUGUCAUCAUUUU
Messenger RNA from Clarias gariepinus (North African catfish), 5303 nucleotides. RefSeq names its product rho GTPase-activating protein 29-like. The record is from RefSeq and is a predicted model, not a curated record. Gene Ontology annotation, molecular function: GTPase activator activity. Gene Ontology annotation, biological process: activation of GTPase activity; signal transduction. The coding region runs from base 693 to 3968 and encodes 1091 amino acids. Lineage: Eukaryota; Metazoa; Chordata; Actinopteri; Siluriformes; Clariidae. Gene Ontology annotation, cellular component: cytoplasm. The transcript is spliced from 21 exons.